AUGCAAAAGUUCCCCGGUCUUUUCAUAAGUCUAAAAAAGCAAGUAGAAGCAAGCACUUCUACUAAUGUGACGGUUUUGGUAGUGGUUUCAGGAAACGCACAAGCCUAUCGUGAGUCUUCCCCGUGUCCAGAGGAUGAAAUUACGUGCGAGUUCUCAACCCCGGCACCAUCAGCUGGUGUUUCCACUCCGACUCCAUCAACUGCUGGUGUUUCCACUCCGACUCCAUCAACUGGUAUGCUUCAUAUUUACAACAUUUCCUCUGGAGCAACUUUUAAGCACAACCAGGUGAUUUUAGGAAGCCCAGAAACCACUACAUCUACCAUGCAUCCAUCAACUGAUUGCGAUGGUCCUUCUCCGCGUAAACUCAGAGAACUCGCCCUUAAAGAGCAUAAUGAUUACAGACCUGAAGUGCAUGAGGACUUGUACAUCCCAGCUGUCCUUGACGUAUGCGAAGCUUGUGUGGAACCAGGGGAUAAAUGUGACGAUGGACUUUGUGUGCCACUUGAGCCCGAAUUUUAA
Molecule: messenger RNA, 519 nt
Organism: Strongylus vulgaris
Lineage: Eukaryota; Metazoa; Nematoda; Chromadorea; Rhabditida; Strongylidae
Source: the annotation of a GenBank genome assembly